AUGACAUUCAGAGAGCAACCAAAAGGAUUUGCAACCAAAGCAAUUCAUGUGGGUCAAGAACCAGAACAAUGGUCACAUCAUUCCGUCAUUCCACCUUUGGUGACGAGCACCACCUUCAAGCAACCGGCUCCAGCCGAACCAAUUCUUUAUGAGUACAGUCGCAGUGGAAAUCCAACUCGUGAUGUGCUUGAAAAAUGCUUGGCUUCGUUGGACAACGGCAAAUAUGGUUUGGCAUUCUGCAGUGGUCUUGGCACAACAACAAUCCUUACACAGCUUUUGAGUGCUGGUGAUCACAUUAUUUCGUGCGAUGAUGUGUAUGGUGGCACAAAUCGUCUCUUCUCCAAAGUCACAUCGCGCCAAGGUAUCGAAAUUGAUUUCGUUGACGCACUCAAUUUGGAUAAUGUGAAGAAGGCAAUCAAGAAGAACACACGAAUGAUCUGGAUUGAAACUCCAACCAAUCCAUGCAUGAAAGUCUUGGACAUCGAAGCCAUUUCGAAAGUGGCUCAUUCUCAUGAAAAUAUUAUUGUUGUUGUUGACAACACAUUCAUCACAUCGUACUUUCAACGUCCGUUGGAAUUGGGAGCAGACAUUGUGGCUUAUUCGAUUAGUAAAUACAUGAACGGGCAUUCGGAUGUAAUCAUGGGUGCUGCCGUUCUUAACGAUGAGAAAUUGUACGAGCGCAUCAAAUUCUUGCAAAAUGCUUCCGGAAUUAUUCCGGCUCCAUUCGAUUGCUAUCAAGUGAAUCGCAGUUUGAAAACAUUGUCGCUGAGAAUGGAACAACACUGGAAAUCAUCGGUGAUUGUCGCCAAAUUCUUGGAAUCACACGAUGGCGUUGAACGUGUUCUGCAUCCAGGUCUUCCAUCGCAUCCACAAUACGAAUUGGUGUUGAAACAAACUUAUGGCCACAGCGGUAUCAUGUCAUUCUACAUCAAGGGUGGUUUGAAGGAGUCAAAGAAAUUCUUAACAUCGCUUAAAGUAUUCACAUUGGCUGAAAGUUUGGGAGGUUACGAGAGCCUUGCUGAGCUACCAUCGUUGAUGACUCACGCUUCAGUGCCAGCAGAGCAACGCAACGCCUUGGGAAUCAAUGAUUCAUUGAUUCGUCUAUCGGUUGGGUUGGAAGAUGCAGAAGACCUCGUCAAAGACUUGAAACAAGCAUUAAAAGCCGCCUUUGAAUAAAUCUUUAUCAUUCUAAGAAUUGGCCCCAGUAAGGCUAGCUUUAAGCUUAAUGAAGCUAUAGUUAUUCUACUUUUUUUCAUUUUCCCCGAAUUCCAAAAAUUAAUACAUUUAAUGUUUGAAACGUUUUUUUAUAUACAAGUAUUGUUGUAUUUCGUACAGAUUUUUUUUAUAACAAUUUUUAAUCAAUUUUAAGGAACAAAUACUUUUUCUACUAACUUAAAUAACAUAGUUUGUGUAAGCGCAAUAUAAACCGAAACGAAACAAAAAACAGAGGAAAAACGCUCAAAAAUAAAUUUGAUCCCUUUUAGUAUAUGAUGAGAUGGAAAUUUCCGUUUUAUUAACAUUGUUACAAACGUAUUGUGUCAUUGUUCACAUCCGAUAUAAUGUAUUUUGAUUAAAAUCUCAUUCAAUCCUA
Messenger RNA from Sitodiplosis mosellana (orange wheat blossom midge), 1591 nucleotides. Its product is annotated as cystathionine gamma-lyase-like. The coding region runs from base 1 to 1176 and encodes 391 amino acids. Gene Ontology annotation, cellular component: cytoplasm. Gene Ontology annotation, biological process: transsulfuration. The transcript has 4 exons. Lineage: Eukaryota; Metazoa; Arthropoda; Insecta; Diptera; Cecidomyiidae. Gene Ontology annotation, molecular function: cystathionine gamma-lyase activity; pyridoxal phosphate binding. The record is from RefSeq and is a predicted model, not a curated record.